Molecule: messenger RNA, 5161 nt
Organism: Symbiodinium sp. CCMP2592
Lineage: Eukaryota; Dinophyceae; Suessiales; Symbiodiniaceae
Source: the annotation of a GenBank genome assembly
AUGAACCAUAACCCUAAAACCCUAACCCUAAACCCUAAUCCCUUAACCCUAACCUGUAACAGGGAGGCUAAAAGCUUAACUUUUGGGAGGGCCGGCGGAAGUCAGCUGAAGGAUGGUGCGACCCACAGAGGCCGCAUUUUGCAGUCCAGAGUUGAUAGAAACUGGCUCCAUGGCCACUGGGCAACCCGAGCCGGUGUUGCGUUCUACAACGGCUGGCUCACAUCUGAUCAAAGGAAUAUCGAUGUUCUGGAUUGGGUUGUGCUGUGCGGCACUAACGGUGCGCAACGAGCCUUUGAUGGCUCUUCGUCCGGCACCCCGGCCAACAUUGCGGCCCACAACCCAUACCCGCCGGUGCCGUUCACGGACACGAUACCUUUGUACAUCAAUCAUGGGUAUGAUGAAAAGUCUGACUUUGCCGUCAUGGAGGUGAUCACCUGGGACCGGGUGUUGUCAGAGGAGGAGAUGGUGGCCACCGUCGACUACCUGAAGUGGAAGCUUAGGGCAGGUGCCGUGCUCGAGACUUCAGAGCACAUUGCGCAGGAGACCGAAAAGAAUUUCGACUCUUGGGGUAAUCAAAUGCUGACCCAUGUUGAGGCUCAAACUUUCGAAGUUGACUUGGCCAACGGCUACAGAGCAGACUUGACAGGCUGGCCACUUACCCGAGACUACGCGCGGGGCUUUCUCACAAACCAACACGGGGUGUCCACAGCCGUGGUGAAGGGACUGGUGCCAGCAGCGCGGUACCUCUACCAGAUCUACAUGGUCCAUGAGAGAACCGAUUGGGCAGGUGAUGCGAAGGUGUCCGUGAACCAUGGCGUUCAGGCCAGAGGCACUGGGGACAGUCGCAACGACGCCAAGUUCUCCGGGGUGGCAGUGGCUUCGCCUAGAGGUGAGAUCAACUUCGAGUUCGAGCGCAUUACCCCCCAUACCCACCUCUCCGGCAUCGCCAUUGCAAAAGCGGGGGAGCCUCCUGUCAUCGCCAAGCCGGCGGAUCCACCAUCGCAGGGCAUGUAUGCCUGGUUCAAGAGUGAGAACGCUGGAUCCGUAUGGCGCAGCUCCGUGGGAGACUUUGAGGGCCAUUGCAACAUGGGCAACGUCUUCCGGCGAGUGGCAGCAGGCAAUGGAGCCGAUCGCCCCGUUACCUUCAUCGAAGGCUACACAUGGUCAGGCUACGACUUCGGAAACGUGAUUCCCCCGACCCACACCGUUUGUUCCGUCACUCGCUAUAGCGGUCAUCACAAGGGGCGCAUUUUGCAGUCCAGACAACAAAACAAUUGGCUCCAUGGCCACUGGGCUCGCCAAUCCGGCGUUGCGUACUACAAUGGUUGGCUUACAUCUGAUUCAAGAACUUUAGAUGUCGAAGAUUGGGUUGUGCUGUGCGGCACUAACGGUGCGCAACGAGCCUUUGAUGGCUUUUCGUCCGGCACCCCGGCCAACAUUGCGGCCCACGACCCAUACCCGCCGGUGCCGUUCACGGAGACGAUACCUCUGUGGAUUAACCACGGCUGGGAUGAACGGUCUGAGUUUCAUGUCAUGGAGGUGAUUACCUGGGACAGGGUGUUGUCGGAGGCGGAGAUGGUGGCCACCGUGGACUACUUGAAGUGGAAGCUGAGGGCAGGUGCCGUGCUCGAGGCUUCGGAACAUCUUGCCCAGGAGACCGAAAAGAACCUCGACUUCUGGGGCAACCAACAUUUGACCCAUGUUGAGGCACAAACUUUCGAAGUUGACUUGGCCAACGGCUACAAAGCAGACUUGACAGGGUGGCCACAUACAAGAGACUACGCGCGGGGCUUUCUCACAAACAAACACGGGGUGUCCACAGCCGUCGUGAAGGGGCUGACGCCAGCAGCACAGUACCUCUACCAGAUCUACAUGGUCCAUGAGAGAACCGAUUGGGCAGGUGAUGCGAAGGUGUCAGUUAACCAUGGUGUGCAGGGAACGUGCCGUGCGGAUAGCGCCAACGACGCGAGGUUCUCCGGGGUGGCAGUGGCUUCGCCUAGAGGUGAGAUAAACUUCGAGUUCGAGCGCGUUUCCGUGCAUCUCGACCUUUCCGGCAUCGCCAUUGCGAAAGUCAGCUCGCCAGCCAGUUUGCUUCAGGAGGCCUCCAUCGCGACAGGCCGUUCGGAAGGAGCCGUUGAGCAAGGCUUCAUGGACCUGCACCUGUACCAACAGUGCGAUUCCAUCCUUAUGCUGGGAGGUAUGGGUGUGGAGCACUGCGGAAGGCCCAGCCACAGAGAAAUCACCUCGCACGACUGGCUGCACAAGAGGCCCUUGCCGCCGUCCUUCAAGCGGCUGAUCUACAUUAGCCCCGGGUCCGGCAGCAGAAUUCUGACCAUUCUACUUCCGGGCUUGGGCGCCAGUGGAAUCCAGGGAGAGAGCCCGUUUGAGAGGCGACCCCAAAUUGACAAGUCGAAGGACUGCCACAUGGUCGGAGCGCGAGGCUAUGCGGCCUACGACCAGCGCAACGAGCAGGAGCUUUACUUCUUCAACCGAAUGGCCCUGAGCAUCUACACCGAGCUCGGCAUGAUCAAGGAGCUGGACGCGGAGGCCAAGCACCAGUACUGCUUGCAGCCCUCCGACGACGGGAACAUGACCGUCAAAGCAAGCAGCGCUUGCCCGGCGAAGUUGCUGUCACAGGUCACAGGCUGGGCCGGACCUCAGGCGCGGCUUUUUAAGCUGAUGCCCUCCAGCGAGGGUAUGGCGGCUCUGCAGACGAACGUCGCGGCACCCUCCCGCCGGACCUUCACGGAGGACGGCACCUGGACGGCGACCUUCACCGGCUGUGCGAAGAUCUUGGUGGUUGGCGGCGGUGGCGGCGGUGGUGGCCGCUCCGGUGGCGGUGGCGCCGGUGGUGGUUUGGUCACGAUGGACUGCUUCGAGGUCACCGAGGGCACCUUUUACACCGUCGAGGUAGGUGCCGGCGGCGCCGGUGGAAGUGUUGGCGGAGGAGACGGUAGUGACGGCGGAGAUUCGAGAUUCGGCGAGGUGAUGGCUAAGGGAGGCGGUGGCGGAGGUAGCGACGGUCAGAAUAAGGGCCACAAUGGCGGAAGCGGCGGCGGUGGCAAGUAUGGCGAAAUUGGCGGGGAGGCCCAGCAAAACUCGCAACCGGGGAAGUCCGGGGAGUUCGGCUUUGGACACAACGGCGGGUCUGGCACCACAGGCACCUGGAAUGCGGGAGGAGGAGGCGGCGCAGGUGAGGUCGGUGGAUCUGGCAACAGCACUCACUGCGGUGAUGGUGGAAAAGGCAAAUUGAUCUGCAUCCUCGGAACUUGCGACUUCUAUGCGGCCGGCGGUGGGGGUGGCUCCCACGAUCCUGCGUGCUCCUCCGGCGGAGAAGGUGGGCAAGGCGGUGGUGGCGACUGCGGCACACCGGGGGGGAAGAACCCAGGAACACACGGCGAGGACGGCAAGGGCUCCGGCGGUGGCGGUGGCUCCACGACAACCAGUAACGGAGGAGCUGGUGGCAACGGUGGCAAGGGAAUCGUCAUCAUUGAGGAGAAGAAGGCCGACCAGUGCCUCAGCACUAAAGGCGACACCUCGGGCCUGAUCCACGUGGAGUGCAACGCGACGGAUGCCGCCCAGCAUCUGGAACCGGCUGAGCUGCCGACAGACAUGUGGCAUCUGCACAUCGAGGUGGAUGAGCGGACUCAGGACCUCCACAAGCCCUUCUCCUCCUACUGCGGCACCAGCGGCGCGCUGAGCAGUUUGGACUUCGGCCAGCUCUUUGCAGGCGACACGGGAACGAGCCAGACGGCAUGCAAGUUCGCGCCGCUGAUCCAGUUCGGUUCCUUCGUGGAUACUGGUAUAGUGCGAUGGAAGACCACUACCAACUGGCCGGAUUGGCAGCACCUCCUCGCCGAGAACUACGUUGAAUGUGCAUCGGGUGAAGCCUUGACUGCCUUCAAGCUGGACGCUGCCAAGAACAUCUACAAGUACGAGUGCAGCAAGAUCGGUGGACUGGGCUCUUGCUUUGACUACUACAGCGCCCAAGUGGAGAUUGCCAGCUUCGACCAGUCGAUCCACCACUGGGCAGGGCCGAUGCGCAUGAUGCCCGUGAGCUGCGGGCAGAAUGCCGUGUUGGGCAGCUUCCACUUCGAGUUCUCAGAGGGCGGCAAGUGGGGUCGAGUGCGCUACCAGUGCUGCAAAGCCGGAGGGGCGCCCGUGAGUUUCGAUCCAAGGGGACAGCUCCCCGAGCUGGUUGGCCGCUACGAUGGCAUCUACUGCCCCAGCGGCCGGGAUUCCCACAACGGCCGGGUGAGGUUCGAAAGGAGCUCUGGUCUCACUUUGUCUUUCAAGCGGAGCUCUGGCCAGUGGUGCGUCCAGUCGGAAUGCUCAGAGGUCACGGACAGCGAGUCCCCCCUGGGCAUGCAAGGGGCAGCUUUCGAAGUGGUCAAUGUGAGCGACUUCGCCGGCGAGUUCCUCGGGCAGAUGCCCAAGGAAGAAAAGAAGGCGCUAUCCCUGAAGGAGGCCUUGCGCAUGAAGCCUCCGCGACGUCCCCCGACACCCAAGAUGCCGGAGCUGGAGGAGUUCAAGGCUCAGCAGCCAAAGUACGCGGAGGAGUGCUUGAACUAUGAGAACCUCUGGAAGGACGUCACGGAGACCUAUCUCGAUGAGGAGGACGAGGAAGUGCAGAAAAUAUCGAAGUUGGAGGCAGAGCCCUCGACGAAGGAGCAGGCCCUGGAUUCGUACCAUCCGUGUGAAGUUGCCAAGGGCGCCGGGGGCAUCUUCGGCCAGUGGGGUGGAGGAGACGGGUCCACGGCGCCGGAGAAUAUGAUGUAUGCGGACUGGAACGACUGCAUGCAAGGAGACAUCGAGCGCGACUUGGCGGCUGCGAACUUGGACUACCGCGGGGCUCUUGGCGAGUUUUCCUCGGAUCUCUUGGAAGCCACGAUGGGUGUCUUUUGCGGCUUCAUGCCGGAUACCACGAUCUCUCCAUUCGGCCUCGGGAUCGCGCUCAGUCCGGGGGAUGUUUGCGGUGGCAUGGCGGGGUGGUUCGCUCAACUCGACCGCAUUUCCGGCUUGCGCAUUGCCAGGCAGGGCUGGUCCAUCGAGCAAGAAGGCUAUGCAGCAUGCAAUCCCAUGCAGAUCGGAUUUGCCCGAGCCUUCUGCGACAUCCACUGCGUGCGGGACGCUGUAGUGAGGGGCGAUCGGUCCAUCAUCC